CCACCAAGUUCACACUCGGGUGCUGCUGGGAUAACUGGACGCGGGAACCACCAACGCCAUCGGAUCGGUUCAUACAUCAUGUCUAGCAAGCGACGCCGCACCGACAGUCCUUCCGAGGAGGCCCACGAGUGUGGCCAUGUGGCUUCGUCCGUUGUAGCAGGAUCGAACGUCAUUGCACUCUCGCCUGGCAACGAGAACGACGCCUCGACAUCUUCAACCGUGGACGGUCCCGCAUUGUUGGCCGAACUCGACCACAAGUACGCGUUCCUGUCGUCGCUGGUCCAAGAGUUCCGAGACGAACUGAAUGUGCCGUCGACAGCAGCGUUUGCUUCUGACCAGGAGUGGUUUUGGUUCAUGGAGAUGAAGUUCUUCAUCACGUUCUUGCACCAGAUGUCGUACAUGGAGUUGGCACUUUCGUCAACCAAACCGGACUCGUUGACGCAUUUUGGACAAGAUCAAAUGCAAAAGAAUCGCGUGCAUCAAUCGGACCGUGACGAAAUGAUUGCGCGAUUGACGUUCAUGGGGCGCUUGCUCGAGUACGUGUCGUGGGUCGGUGCGACGCGGCUGGCCAUCACGUCGCCGUUGCCUCGGGUACACCGCCUCGCCAAGGAGUACGACUUGACACCAAAAGAGCUCGACCUGUUCCAGCUCAUGGUGAUUUUCCAAGGCUGCCAGAGCACGACCGUGCGGUCGCAAUUGAUCGAAGAAGAUGUGAACCGAAAGAUGAUGAUGUUUCAGCGGCUAGCGUGCAUUUCCGAGAUCGACAUGGAGGAGUUUGUCGAUGACAACCGCGUCCACGUCAAGGAAGGUACCGUGAUUGCAGAAGUCGACAACUACACGACGGUCCUGUCACUCUCGUCCAUUUGCGUGCGCGUGUGCCUCGGCCGCUCGCUCACUCCCAACCACAUGCUCAAAGUGAGCCAGACGGCGCUGGAAGACUUGCUCCGGGCCGAAGGGUGCAACAUUGAGCAAGCGAUGGAAUUAGUCGUAGAGGACGAACUCGUGGAUGAUGGCGCUCCAAAACAUCGGUACGCUCGCGAGUCCAUGUCGCCAGACUCGGACGGCCAUCACGGGUCACAUCACGAACACGGCCAUCGCGUGGCAUUUGACGACGACGACGAUGCCAUCGCUGGCAUGGAAGACUCUGGAAGCAGCGACGAAAAGGACGAAGACAUUUCAUCCUUCAUUGGGUCGUACAAAAAGAAUCGUCGUCAGAAACAUGAGCAGCCUGACGCUGUGAACGGCGGGCUCGUCGCUGAGCCACCUGCUGCGUCAUACAUGCCCUACAACCCCGACAAUCAACUCGAGUACUUGGAAGAUCGAUUCCAAGUGGUGGCCUUUGCGAUCCGGGCGUCUGGUGCGCGUGUGAAGGACCAAAUGAAGGAGGCUGGUACCAAGCAACCGUGGGGCGAGAGCUAUGGCAACCCAAUGACGGCUGGGCGGCGGGAGCUCAAGGCCAAGCAGCGCAUGCACGACCGCAAGGUCAUGCAUCGGUUGAUGGCGACGCGUGCCGGUCAAAUUCCACUGCCGCGGCUGGAAGAAAUGGCGACAAAGUUCAAGCUCAACACUUUUGAACAAAACGUGAUUGUGAUGCUGAUCGGCAAGACGAUCUCGCCCGUACUCAAAAACCUCCUCGAAGGCGUCGACACGUCGGCCGUCCAGCGCAUGGACGAAAGCAUCACAGUCAACCAGAUCUUGAGCGUAUUUUGCGACACAUUUCAGGAACAGGUUGCGCAUCGCGUGUUCUUUUACAAGUCGGCGCGGCUAUUGCAACGCGGUCUGGUCAAGCUCAACAGAGGGCGAUGGCAUGCCAGUGGCGGGGACCUCGUCGACCAGCGCGUCGAGCUGGACCGGCGGGUGCUGGAUUGGGUCGUCGGCCUCGAUACCGAAAUCAACGAACUCGUGGAAGGCAGCGACCUGUACAACCCCAAGGUCCAGUUAAGCCAGGUCGUCCUUCCUGACGAGUACAAGCAAACGAUUUUAUCCACAGUCACAGCAUACGAACACUUUCGAACGUAUCGCAAGACAAGCGGCCUGGACCAGACAUUAAGCUACGGCACGGGGCUCGUGCUGCUGCUGUGUGGUGCCAGCGGCACGGGCAAGACGAUGACUGUGAAUGCAGUCGCGCAUCAUCUGAAGAAGCGCGUGCUCCUCGUGGAUUUCCCGUCGCUCCAGGGCAAGGCGUCGCAGGACCGCGGGGGCGAAUGCGACGCUGACUUGCGGGGGCUCUUUCGAGAAGCCGACAUGAGCAACGCGAUUCUGUUUUUUGACGAAUGCGAGUCGAUUUUCAAGCAGCGAGAAAUGGGCGGCGACCGAUUGCUCAACGCCCUGUUGACAGAGAUGGAGCGCUACGAAGGGAUUGUGUUUUUGGCGACAAACCGACCGUUUGACCUGGACGAAGCGAUGCACCGCCGCAUCACGGCCGUCUUUGAGUACAAAGCGCCAGACCACAUUCAGCGCCGCGAAAUUUGGCGAGUCCUCGUGUCGGGCAAGCUCAAGUGCAGUCCGGACAUCGACUGGGAUGCCAUUGCGCUCAAGUACGAGCUAUCGGGUGGAUUCAUCAAGAAUGCGAUCCUGUCGGCCCUGCUUAAAGCCAUCGGCCGCAACGCGACGGAUCCCGUCAUUAGCCACGAGGACAUCGUGACAGGGUGCGCGCUCCAGAUGCGCGGCAGUUUGCACAUGAAGACUUUCGACCACCGCGUGGUGCCGACGACCGGCCUGGACGCCUUGAUCGUUGCCGACACGGUUCGCACGACGUUGGCCGAAGUCGUCCAGUUUGAGAAGGCGCGCAAUGUGAUCUACGGCCAGUGGAACUUUGACUUUGGCCUCACGACCAAGUACAACAAGAAGAACCAAAAGGGGAUUUCGGUGCUGCUCAUCGGCCCGUCCGGCGUCGGCAAGAUCAGCGCGGCCAAAGCGAUCGGGUUCGAAGUCGGCCGGCCGCUCAAACUCGUCCACUUUGCCCAACUCCAGUGCGACUCGGCCGCCGACACCCGCCGCGCCCUCCAAUCCACGUUUGACGAUGCCCGACUCAUGGACGCUGUCUUGGUGCUGGAAGGGUUUGAAAUGUUUGGGAUGGACGCCCAUGGCCAAGUGGACGCCGACUCGCCAAGGUUUCGAGUUGAGGCGCAGCGACUCAUGGACAUGGUCGACACGUUUCCUGGGAUUGCCAUCCUCGUCGCGACAACCACGCAAUCUGUGACAAACCUCGACCACGAAUUCUCGCGCCGCCUCAAGUUUCUGAUCGAGAUGCGCCCACCGACGCCGUCGCUCCGCACGCUCUUGUGGCGGUCGUUCUUCCCCCCCACAGCCCCCCUUGCCGCCGACGUGGACUUUGAUAAACUCGGCAUGCGAUUUGAAUUGUCCAACGAUGCCAUGAGCAAUGCGGUCUUCCGCGCGGCCGCCGUGGCGGCGCUUCGACCUGAAGACUCGCGGCACAUCACGAUGAAGGAUCUUGUGCAUGCCGCCGAGUUGGAAAAGAAAAAAGGACGGAACAACGACAUGCGAGAUCGAUUGUUUGUGUAAUUUAUACCCAUCGACACGUGAUAAAGCCCUGUCUAUCCGUCGC
This is a messenger RNA of Aphanomyces invadans, 3568 nucleotides long. RefSeq lists its product as hypothetical. The transcript is spliced from 6 exons. The record is from RefSeq and is a predicted model, not a curated record. Gene Ontology annotation, biological process: proteasome-mediated ubiquitin-dependent protein catabolic process. Bases 79 to 3525 code for a protein of 1148 amino acids. Gene Ontology annotation, cellular component: proteasome regulatory particle, base subcomplex. Lineage: Eukaryota; Oomycota; Saprolegniomycetes; Saprolegniales; Verrucalvaceae. Gene Ontology annotation, molecular function: ATP hydrolysis activity; proteasome-activating activity; ATP binding.